Messenger RNA from Solanum dulcamara, 561 nucleotides. Its product is annotated as mavicyanin-like. Gene Ontology annotation, cellular component: plasma membrane. The record is from RefSeq and is a predicted model, not a curated record. Gene Ontology annotation, molecular function: electron transfer activity. The transcript is spliced from 2 exons. Bases 1 to 561 code for a protein of 186 amino acids. Lineage: Eukaryota; Viridiplantae; Streptophyta; Magnoliopsida; Solanales; Solanaceae.
AUGACUUUCUUCGGAAAAACAAUGUUGGUCAUGUUGGUGGUGGCGAUGGCUGCUUGGGGAUCCACCAUGGCUACUGUGUAUCAAGUUGGUGAUUCUGCAGGGUGGACAUUCAAUUACAAUUACAAUGAAUGGGCUUUUUUCAAGCAAUUUCAAGUUGGUGAUACCCUUGUUUUUAAUUACGAUCCUCAAUUGCACAACGUGAGGCAAGUUGACAUCAACGACUACAACUCAUGCACUGAAAUUAAUCCAAUUGCCAGCUUCAACUCCGGUAGUGACUCAAUCACCCUCGACACUCCUGGCGUGGACUAUUUCUUCUUGUGUGGCAUUCCUGGUCAUUGUGCAUCUGGACUCAAAUUUCAUAUCAAAAUUAGUGCAACUCCAACAAGUAUUCCAGUAACUCCGCCGCCUCCUAGGACGAGUACGAAUACGAAUAAUCCUUAUCGUGGUCAUUUUCCUUCUUCAACAAACAAUCCAACUCAAACUAUGAAACCUCACUCUUCUGCAAGCACUGCUUAUUCAUUCAACAUGUUAUUCACAUUGUUUCUUCUAGCCAUGGUUUAA